Molecule: messenger RNA, 2087 nt
Organism: Cuscuta europaea
Lineage: Eukaryota; Viridiplantae; Streptophyta; Magnoliopsida; Solanales; Convolvulaceae
Source: the annotation of a GenBank genome assembly
GUCCGAAGUUGCAACGGCUAGUAGGAGAGAGGCAUAUGAAAAAGGAAAGAGCUGAACCGAAGCGUUGAGCAAAUGAAAAUGGUGGAGGUGGGAGAAGACGAAGCGUUCUACGAAACGAUCGAGGCCCCCAAGUUCGUUGACUUCACCUCUCCUCAUCAUUACCGCCCCGACGAUGAUCGUUACUGGUUCUGCCUCCGCGUCGGCUGUGAACAACCCCAUGAAGGGAUGGACUCCGACAAAAUCUACAAGGAUUUCGUUCUCCGGGUGAUGGCAGCCAGAAGUCCCAAUGUAAUGCUUCAAAAGGCACUCAGCAGAAGAAACAUCAAGUGCCCAAUGUCAGUUCCUUCAAAAUUUUCCAAGCCAAAGCUGCUGCAAACAUUACCGGCCAUUUCUAGGAAAUUGGGAUAUGAGGGGAAAGAGGAAGUUAAACCGCCUGCAAAUCCCAUCUCCACCCCAAAGCUCAAAAGAAAGCAAGUUGCAGCCAAAUACCUCACCACCACCCCAAGGACCAAAAAGUGUCUCCCGGACAAUAACCCUUUUCCAAGUCUUCAAAAACCGCAAAGUGCCACAGAUGCAUCCUCACAGAAUCGGAUAGCCAUCAGUUUGAAGAAACCUGUUGACUCGAAUACUCCCCUUACAAAACUGUGUGAAGGGAUGAAGAGGCUUCAGAUAACAUCUCACAAGAAGAAGGGGCCUUUAGCGAACCAUCCCGGUCAAGGAAAGUCAAGUCCAUUAGCUAAUGCAAUAAAUUUUAAAAAUUCCAAAGAGAAUAUUACAGACUCCAUGGCUCAAGAUUCCAAAAAAAUGAAGAUUUUCAAUUCUGUCAAGUGUAAUACAGAGUGCAACUUGAUGGGGAUAGAAGCUGUGGAUUUAUCUGGUGGGAAGCACAUAGAUUCCAAAACAGAUGAUCCUCCAAGCAGUUCAGUUCUGGAAACAAAUGAAAAUUCAGAGAAUGUAAAAGACCUCAACUGUCAAUCUAAAGAUGUCCAACCACUAUCCUACGUGGAAUAUCAUGAAAUAGAUUUCACAAAAGAUGACAACAAAGAAAAUGCUUUAUACUCUGAUGAAAACAGAGAAUUAAAUGAUGAUGAUGAUGACAACAUGCAGAUCAAAAUUGUGGGUGAAAAGGUCGCCCAAACUGGGGAUAAACAAAAUAAAAUUUUCACCACCACUACCGCUGGUGUUCCUCCCUCCGGUCUGAAAUUCAAGAAAUCGAAGCCUACAACCCCCAAGCCUUUCAGGCUACGAACUGAUGAAAGAAGCAUUCUCAAGGAAUCUAACUUUGAGAGGAGAGGUCAGCAUCAAGACAACCUACAUAAUGCAAACUUUCCAAGGAAACAUACAGCAGAUACUCAAGACGGUGUGGGAAAAACACGAAAGAGAGGCCCUGAUGCUGGUGGUAGCAGCAAAGGAAGCGCCAAAGAAUCUGCAGACUCUAAUGGCAAUUUGAUUAAAGGGGCCAGAAGAACAGAAAGAAUCAACACGUCACAGUGCUGCAGUGUAGGAUCAAAGAUAGUCAAUGCGACAACAAAAAUAGCUAGUAGUGCUUCCACAAUAAGGAAGGUUGAAUCCACACCGGAGAAAAAGCAAGUUAUGUCUCAAAGGUCUUCUUGUACAAAACACUCAAUAGUCUCCCACUUGAUUUCUGGUAUAAAACUUGCAACCAUAGAUGAGAUUUCCUCAAAAACGACCAAUACAAGAGGGGUGAAUCAAAAUGCUGGCGCUAUGGCCAUUCAUCAACACAGAACUUCAUCUUUAAGGUCAUUCUCGCAGAGAAGACAAGGAGGAGCACACUUCCAUACCAGCAGCCAUGUCCCAAAGAGUUGCGCCAAAAAGAUAUCAUGAUACAUCCGUUCAAUUUAUCCCAUCUUGUGUAUUGAAAAAAUCAGAGAACCAGAAUUAUGUAAUGUUAAUAUUAAAAAGACUAAUUCACUCUUAAUUCAUUGUCUCGUUCUAUUUAAGAGAGAAUGUUCUUUUGGAUGGAUUCUGGUCCAGAAAAUGGCAAAUUGUACCGGUUGUAUUUUUGUAAUCAUUUGCAAGUUCUAGAAUAAUACUUAGGUUGGUUAUUUCAGUUAGCUUUCUCUUCC